Aphis gossypii (cotton aphid) is the source of this 2232-nucleotide messenger RNA. RefSeq names its product cytochrome P450 6k1. Gene Ontology annotation, molecular function: monooxygenase activity; heme binding; iron ion binding. The transcript is spliced from 8 exons. Lineage: Eukaryota; Metazoa; Arthropoda; Insecta; Hemiptera; Aphididae. The record is from RefSeq and is a predicted model, not a curated record. The coding region runs from base 422 to 1963 and encodes 513 amino acids.
AUCAGUGUCUGUAAUAUUAUUUAUAUUAAUAUUUAAUAAUAAUCAUUAUUAUUAUUAUUGUACGUACUUUGAAUAAUCGUCAUAAUAGUAAUAAUAAUAAUUGUUUUGUUGUUGCCACUAUUACUUUUUUACAACCAGUCAUUGUCGGCAGUCGGUACGCACGUACUGACGAGAUGCGUCUGCCGCACCGCUAUUAUUACGUAUCGACGUCGGUCUGUGGAUUAAACGAUUCGUCAGCGGGCGCUCUACUGCACUACGCGAUUAAGAUAAUGUCGUCGGACUACUAAAAUGUCCAAGAACGUUUUCGACACAACACGCAGUUCGUCUGAAGUCAGUCGUCGUUUCGUUGAAAUUCGUAUCCCCGGGAGAGUCGUGGACAAAAUCGUACCGUGGACCGCCGAUUGGUAGAAUUUCACUCAAAAUGAUUUCAAAGGAAACAAUAUUCAUGUACACGGCUUCUGCAAUAGUUGUUCUAUUUACUGUCGUGUAUUUAUAUUAUAAAAAUAUAUACAGCUACUGGAAAAAAUUGGGAGUGUAUCAUUUGGAACCAACUUUUUUUUUUGGUAAUGCUAAGGACCGUGUUCUUUUCAAAAAAUCAUUCCAUGAAUUUCACAGAGACUUGUACUUCAAGUUCAAAGGACAUAGAUAUGCUGGAUAUUAUCUUGGUCGCCGAGCAUCAUUGGUUAUCCUUGACCCAGACAUUAUCAAAUGUAUUAUGAUUAAAGAUUUUAAUCAUUUUACGGACCGCCAAACAAUGAAAUUUCGAACAUCUGAAUAUAUUUCUGAAAUGUUGAUUAAUCUUAAAGGUUCCAAAUGGAAACGAAUGAGAGGUCAAUUAACACCAGCAUUUACUUCAGGAAAACUUAGAACUAUGGAGCAUCUUGUGGAUAUUUGUUGUAACAAUAUGAGUGAUUUUUUAAAUGAAAAUAUCAAAAAUGAACAAGGUUAUGAAUUGGAAAUGAAAGAUUUUUUUGGCAAAUUCACCUUGGAUGUUAUUGCAACUUGUGCAUUUGGAGUAGAAUCUAAUUCAUUGAAAGAUGAAAAUGGUGGUUUUGCCAGUCGUGUAUCUAAAUUUGCUAGCUUAAGUAUUAUGAAACGUCUAUCCCUAUACAUAGUACUACUCUUUAUGCCUGGUAUUGCUCGAUUUGUACCAUUAUCUUUUUUUAACAUGGAAGUGAUACAUUUCUUAGCUAAUGUGAUCAAAGAAGCAAAAAAAUUCAGACAAUCCACUGGACAAAAGCGGAAUGAUUUCUUGCAGUUAUUACUGGAUAGUGAAACUGAUUUAGAUAAAAAUGACAAAAACAAAUCAAAGGAUGAUGCAUUGACUGAAGCUCAAGUGGUUGCUCAAUCUGUAUUGUUCUUAAUUGCUGGAUUUGAGACAUCAAGUACAUUGUUAACUUUUACAUGUUAUGAAUUGGCUAUAAAUCAAACCAUACAAGUUAAGUUAAGAGAAGAAAUAUGUUCAGUUUUAAAACGAUACAAUGGAAAAUGCUCUUAUGAAGCCAUGCAAGAAAUGCCUUUAUUAGACAUGGUAUUGAUGGAAACUUUAAGAAUGCAUCCACCCGUAGCACAAUUAGAACGUGUCAGUACUCAAGACUAUACGCUGCCUGAUUCCAACUUAUUAUUAAAAAAAGGUAUGACUGUUCAAAUACCUGUCAUUGGAUUACACUAUGAUCCGGAAUAUUAUCCAGAUCCUUAUAAAUUCGAACCAAAUCGAUUUUCUCCAGAUGAAAAAGCUAAACGUUCACAUUAUGUAUUUUUACCCUUCGGAACUGGACCAAGAAAUUGCAUUGGUCUACGAUUUGCCUUAAUGAGUACAAAGAGAGGAAUGGUGCAUCUCUUAAAAGACUUUUCAAUUAAUCUGAGUAGCCAAAUGACUGUGCCUUAUGAAUAUAGCAAACAUUCAAUGUUGCUUAAAGCAAAGGAUGGUAUAAGGCUGUCAUUCAAUAAGUUGAGUGAAUAGUAAAAACAGUUUGGUCAACUACUUAAUAAUUAACAUAUUUGUGGGCUGUGUUAAAUUUAUUUGAAACUAAAGUUAUCGGUUCAUUUCUCAGUUUUGUCUAUUGCCAUUGUAAAUGAUUUCAAAAUAUGACGUGUUUAUACUUUUUUUUUAUUAAAAUAGAUUUUAUUUUUAUAUACUUAUUGCUGGUUUCUAAUAUUUGUUUGUUUCUUUAUAUAGGUUACAUUUUAUAUUAUUUUAAUAUUAUUGAAUAUAAUAUUUUAUUAUUCUAA